AUGAAUUCAAACCUGCAGGACGCGGAACUUGCGGCCGUCAUGGCCGACGACCCGAGUACGAGUCUGACAGCGGAAGAGGUGGAACCGAGGGCAGGACUUUUGCAAUCCGACUCGCCCUCGUCCGCCGUGUGUUACGUGGACGCGAAGGAGGCGUCUGUGCCUGCCGUUCACGACUUUGCCCCUUCCCGCGCCGACCCGAAACAAGAGACGCCCACCACAACUGAACAUGAGCGGUCCCAGGUUCCCGCCUGGCCAGAGGGAGCCGAAGCGGACAACACGCCGCGCUCAGAGGUGCCUUCGGUCUCAGAUGCCGUGAAUGACACGCUGCUGCACCACACCUCUCCGCUCGACGGAGAGCCCAGCUACUUCUCGCCUCAGCCGCUCCGCGUGCUGCCCUCUAAAAUACCGCACGCCAACCCCUCCACCGAGCCGUCGCCCACGGGCAGCGACGCUGCAUUAGAUCCGACGAGGUCGAGCAGCUUUGCGUCCUCCUGGCGGGCAACUGGGCCGUCUCCCGUCCCUCCUCCAGAGUCUGACCGGCCGCCGUAUCAACGCGACAUCUCGAGUACAUCCACAGCCAGCGUUGCCACGGUGCGAGCGAACUCUGUGGAUGCGGCCCAUGGCUAUCCCCCUCCACGACCACGGGAUGGUCCGGUCUACCCCAACCAAUCUUAUGCCGCGCUCCAGAUGCAGCAGCACUCGACGCAUGCCCCUUACAUCCUGCGUGCGAAAAGCUCGCAGCCUGCCCAUCAUUCAGGCUAUUCAAUGUCGCAUAUCUCCACGUUUGGUCUGCCUGGUGAACAUUACCGCGGUGGCCUUAUGGACACAGGCUCUCGCACCGUUGGCAACUCUCCAGCGAGCAGCCCUGGUCUCUUCAGUCCGAACGAACCUCGACUUCGGCACAAUGAACAGUCUGACGACAACCUCUACUCGGGUCCCUGGCUCCACUAUACGCACAGACAAGCACCAAAGGAAACGCACGUGGCCGAUGUCGAUGUGGACCCAAUGUCGGGACGUAAGAUCAUCAACCAUUAUGAGAUCUUGGAUGAGCUUGGCCGCGGCAUGCAUGGGAAAGUCAAGCUAGGGCGCGAUCUUCAGAGCGGUGCCACGGUUGCCAUCAAAAUCAUCGACCGCUAUUCGAAACGUCGUCGGCUCGGGAAGAACACGAGCCACGAAGACAAGAUCAAGCGAGAAAUCGCCAUCCUCAAGAAGGCUCGUCAUGAGAACAUCGUCGGUCUGCUCGAAGUCAUCGAUGACCCCUCCAAGAAGAAGGUCUACAUCAUCUUGGAGCACGUCUCACUCGGUGAGGUCAAGUGGAGGAAAGAGGGCGCCAAAGAGAUCUGUCUAGUCGAAUGGCGCCGCAUCCAGCGAGAAUCUGAUGGCAUCUUCGACAACGAAAGUGCCAAGAUGGAAGAUGAUGCCAUCAUCAAGCUAGCCCACCAGAAGCUUCAACGGCAACAACGACGUCAAGCAAGGAAGCGCAGGCUCAUGAAAAUGCAACAGAACGGCAACGAAGCCUGGAGUCUUGAACUUGGUGGUGACUCGGAAGACGAUUACUCCGACUAUGAAUAUAGCUCUCGUGCGUCAGCACGCGGUGGGGACAGGCCUGCCAGUCGACUGGAAUAUUCCCAUCGUCAAGGAUCAAGCAUCAGCCAGGAUGCCAACAUGGAGACUGCUUUCCGCGCAGGUACACCUUCGGCCAGCGCUCGAGAGGAGACCUCUUGCUCGACCGGCUUAGAAGGAACAAUGUAUGGGGCCUACGACACGGAAGCGUUCCGUGGCCGCACCCCGAGUAUCGCUGGGAGCAGUUCUUCUCACCUUACAAACGGCGAGGACGAAAUUCCAGAGCAUUUCCAUUACGUGCCCGUCAUGACUAUUGAAAAGGCUCGUCAAGCCUUUCGAGACACCGUUCUCGGACUGGAGUACCUUCAUUUUCAGAAUGUCAUCCAUCGCGAUAUUAAGCCCGCGAACCUACUAAUGACCUCUCAAGGUCGUGUCAAGAUCUCCGACUUUGGUGUAUCGUACCUCGGAAGCGCACCUCGCCAGGACAGCAAUGGAGACCAGUCCGAAUCCGAUGCACCAGACGUGGACGAGGCCAUCGAGCUGGCAAAGACAGUGGGCACUCCGGCUUUUUACGCACCCGAACUAUGUCAGACCGAGUUAGACGCUGAAACUUACAAGAUCGACAAAGCCAUCGAUAUUUGGGCACUUGGUGUCACAUUGUAUUGCCUUAUCUAUGGGCGAGUCCCGUUCCACGAUCAGAACCAGUUCUUCCUGAUGAAGCGGAUCACCGACGAUGAGCCGUACAUCCCCCAGUAUCGGCUCAAGCCUGUAGAGGAUAGUCCAAGCUCUCGCCCAAACUCGCAUGGUCGCAUGUAUCUCAGUUCCGGCGCCAAGAGAGCAGACCACGAUCUCGAUUACGAAUGCGUCGAUGACGAACUUCGAGACCUUUUGCAAAGACUUUUGAUCAAAGACCCGCGGAAGCGAAUCACCAUCCCAGACAUCAAGCGUCACGCCUGGCUUAUGCAAGGCAUCGACAACGCCGACAAAUGGGUGAAAGAGACCGACAAGCAACUUGAGGGUAAUAAGAUUGAAAUCUCGAAAGAAGAUAUCGAAAAGGCCGUUGUUCCUUUUGGUGCUCUGUUUGACAAGAUGCGAUACACAGUCGGCAAGCUAAAAGAUCUUACCCGGAGCUUGACCCGUCGAGAGUCGAAAACACGUAAUCGGGCUCAAAGCACCGCGAGUGGUCAAGACGGCCCUCCGAAUCUCAGCGCGAACUCGUCGAGCAGUACCAUCAGCCAAGAAAGUCGCCGGCCAAGUCUAGGCCCAGGCAUGUCCAUAUACGAAGCGCUCAGCAAGUCGAGGGAAUCGGAACAUCCGCUUUCCCACAGCGUAACCGCAAGCCCCGACACGAGCAACAGGCCCCGGUAUUUUGAGGACACCAACUCUCGGACCGUGUCGCCGGCUCAUAGUACUGAAAGUCGUGAGCAUCCGUCCCCGUUGGCAUUGGGUGGUCGACCACGUCUUCCAGACCGUGCGCAUUCCGCAUUGUCGUCGGCCGCCUCGGUUCGUACUGUCCGCCCAUCGGACAGGUCUAGCCAUGGUUUUCCUUCCUCUCCAGGCAUUCCACCAGCGCUACCUGGGACACCAACGGCUCUCGAUACUCCGAACGGUUCCAGCCUCAGUGGUAUCUACGGCGGCAUGCCAAAACGCGCCGUGCAUAAUGCAAGGUCUGAAGAGAAGCGGCUGAGACCUCCCCGCGAAGUCAGUCGUGCAAAGUCUAUCGACAGGAUGUUUGGUUCAAACGAUGACCCUCACGCGACGCCGAGUCUAGCAGUAAGCACUGCUUUCGCUUCCGGACAUGUCGACCAGCCAGACCUGCUGAAAGAGCUCUCUCCGACCAUCCUGGGCUCGUCUCCUCAAUUCUCGGACUUGUACACGCCCAGUCACAUUGAAAGGGCAUCGUCCCGGCAGUCUUCAUUAUCGUCAGUCUCAUCACGCCUACACAAGACUUGGAUUACACGUAAUGAAUUGGAAGUCGGGCCCUCACUGGAGCUACCUCCUAUCCCCAUAGCCCCGCCUGUAGGCCGCGAGACGUCGGAGGACAGGUUCAGCAGGGCGAAAGAUGAGUUCGUCCGCAGAAGGGUCCGAGAGGUAGAGCUUGAUCGACAAAGAGCAGAUUCGAGUUCGUCUCAACGACCUCCAUCUGCCCUCAGCCAGCGCGAAUGUCCUCCUAGCCCUGACGACGAAACCUUCUAUCAGCGCCACCAGAAAGUCGAAGAGUUUCUCAACCAGCAGCAGCAGCAGCAACCGCCUUACGCGACUAGUCCAGUCACCAGGCCAGUUAUCAGUCAAGCUCGGCCAAGGCCCAUCGCAUCCAGCUCGUCAGAAGAACAGUUCACCUGCAUAUCCCAAUCAACCUCGAACCCGUCCGUGCCUUCUGUGGCUUCGGCAACGUCAUCGUUGGCGCUUGAUGAGUACGCGGUAUCCAAGAUGACGCCGGCAGCUUCUGGCAGUUCUAUACAUCUCCACCAGCAAUUCAACACGCCCACUGAUGAUCCAGCCGGCUAUGAUGGAGAUCAUGCCGUCGAAAGCGAGGACGAAGAUUCGGAGGAGGAGUUUCUCGUGAUGGGGAAGAAGAAGCCUGCAACGAAGCUUUCCCGAAGUGAGUCGAUCACCAACGCCGAACUCGCCCGUUCAAAUGUUCGCAAAGAAUUCGGAUAUCGACGUCGCUCGAACCGUAGCGGGAGUAACGGCACGGUGAAGAAGGUCCCACCACCGGGUGAGGACUGA
Messenger RNA from Didymosphaeria variabile, 4293 nucleotides. RefSeq lists its product as uncharacterized. Gene Ontology annotation, molecular function: ATP binding; protein serine/threonine kinase activity. The coding region runs from base 1 to 4293 and encodes 1430 amino acids. The record is from RefSeq and is a predicted model, not a curated record. Lineage: Eukaryota; Fungi; Ascomycota; Dothideomycetes; Pleosporales; Didymosphaeriaceae. Gene Ontology annotation, biological process: intracellular signal transduction; protein phosphorylation. Gene Ontology annotation, cellular component: cytoplasm. The transcript has a single exon.